Molecule: messenger RNA, 782 nt
Organism: Boeremia exigua
Lineage: Eukaryota; Fungi; Ascomycota; Dothideomycetes; Pleosporales; Didymellaceae
Exons: 1
Coding region: 1-318 (105 amino acids)
Source: RefSeq, a predicted model, not a curated record
AUGCAAGAGCGCUUCUGCUACCUCCAGCGCUAUCAGGUGCUAGUCUGCAGGGAGCACGCUACCGGCAUACAGAACGUCGAUGUGCACCUGCGCGACCAGCACGGCGUGGCAAGCAAGGAGAGGGAAUGCAUCGUAGAGCACUGCCGGCAAUGGCGGAUCGCCGCGCCGCGAGAUGUUGAGCUGCCCGCGCCGCUGGGGCCGCCGAUCGAGCAGCUGGGCGAGCCGUUGGACGUCUAUCGAUGCAGGAUCACCAGCGACUGCGGCUUCUGCACCGCAAACAAGAGCAGGAUGCAGAAGCACUGCAGCAACGCGCACUAGGCGGCUUGGAGCGGCAAAGACGUGUACUUUACUAAUAAUAACCUAGUAUAUCUCAUAUACUAAGCCUAGCCAUCCAGCUAUAAGAAGAAAAAGCUAUAGUAAGUAAUAAAGCUAAUAGAGGUACUAGUAGGGUCAGGGCUAGAAGACUAGUAAGGCGACAUUUGAAGAAAGACGCUCCUUAUUGAGCACAGUAACUAACGCGGUAGGAGUAGGAAUUCGCAUGGAGCACAAGGGGGUAAGCAAUUAAUUGCUUUAAGAGUUGCAAUGGGUUUAAGUAGUGCAGGGGAAUUAAGAUAGCCUGCAGAACAGCGAUCUGAGGCUGCAGAGCCGCGAGGAACUUCUGCAUAGAUGUUGAGAACCAAGAGGCUUACGCAAAAAUGCAGUAGGGUUUCUAAGGUUAGUAUUUCGCAGCUAUAAUAGUAUUUAGAUAGAGCGUUGUAGUAUAAUUGUAAGAGAUAUAAGGU